Molecule: messenger RNA, 1104 nt
Organism: Dibothriocephalus latus
Lineage: Eukaryota; Metazoa; Platyhelminthes; Cestoda; Diphyllobothriidea; Diphyllobothriidae
Source: the annotation of a GenBank genome assembly
AUGCAAUCCAUCUUUAAUUUGACUUUUAAAGAAACGACUUUCGAGGAUUUUGUGGAACUUGUCGAUGCUUUGACGGCUUGCAGUAGCCACAAACGCAAAUCGGAAAUCGUGUCAAAUUUUGUUCACCAAGGUCCAGGAGGCUCCUUGCACAAUGAAACUGCCCUUGUCUUAAAAUUACUGCUUCCCGGCAUAUCUGCGAGAAUUUAUAACGUAAAAGACAAGCAGCUGGUCAAUUAUUUCUCGGAUAUAUUGAUGGUCUCUCGGGAAGCGAUGCUUGAAGACCUGGAGAAAGGCGAUGUUGCGAUGACUUUGUGCAAGUUCUUUCAGCGAAGUGGGCACAUAAGGCCUGCCAGUCGUGGCACCGUUCUUCUGAAAACGAUAGAUGCUUGGUUGGAUGAGCUCGCUGAAGCAUCUGGAGGUGAUCAGUGUACAGACGUGCUUCGUAAAUGCAGCAAGUUAUUAACUGCUGACGAAUUUACUGUCUUCAUCCGCCUGAUCAAGAAAGAUUUACGCAUCUCGGCCGGCGCGAAAAACAUCCUUUGUGGUCUCGAUCCCAAUGCCUAUGAAGCGUUCCAGGCGUCACGAGACCUGGAGUUGGUGGUGAAAAAGCUGAGGGAAAGAGGUUUUUCCAACAGGGCGUCAACUUCUUCGUCAGACGCAAGGCCCAAGCUCUCUCGCAAUUUGUCCAUUUCUAUCAAACUGUCCACCCCGGUGCUACCUAUGCUCGCUGAACCCUGUCGUUCUGCGGAAAUGGCCUUAGAAAAGGGUCACAAGGGAGGUGGCCUCCUUGUCGAAAUCAAAUACGACGGUGAACGUCUUCAGUUGCAUAAGAAGGGAGCUCACUUUUCGUACUUCUCACGCAGCCUCAAGGCCGUUCCUGACCACAAGGUUGAACAUCUGAAGGAAUUCAUCCCGAAAGCCUUUCCGUCAGCCAACGAUCUGAUAAUUGAUUCCGAAGUACUCCUCCUAGAUACCCAGACAAAGAGACCACUACCGUUCGGCACACUAGGUGUGCAUAAACGAACUGCCUUCAAGGAUGCUACUGUGUGCCUUUUCGUUUUCGACUGUCUUUACUUCAACGGAAGGAGUCUCCUUACCGAGUGA